CCUUGGCAAACGCAACUCGAAUCCAUAUCUUUCGCACCAUUCACGACCAUCGCCCAAGAUGCUACCCUCCUCUCUCAAGACUAUUUACCAACAGUACAAAGCCGACACAGACUCUGUCGCCAACUGGCUCGCCACAACUGCCAAGGACAACGGUUACGCAGACAAGGCUCCAAGCUCCAACAAUGUGCUGGUCCAGCCAGGCAGACCGAAGGGCCAACCUCGAAAACAAGCCAAAGGUGCAAAUCGGCCUCGGCCAGGAAACUCGGCAAACAAAACUUCGCGGAUCAUCAGGAUCAGGGACUUUGAACCCAUGGCAAGCUUCAUCGCCAAGAUAGAUUCCGUCAAGGUUCCCGAUCACUUGGCUGUGGCCCUGGAGCGCGUUAUCUGGGUACGCAAGAGUUUUUCGCAACGGCUUGCUGACAGUGGAGCCAAAGUCGACCUCGCCUCAGACGAACGACAUUCUUUCUUUGUCGGGCCAUUCAUGGGAACUGGCGGCUUCAAUAUUGACGAAGCGGCUAAGAAGGCUGGCGAUAAAUCUCAGAAUCCUUUCAAGAACAUGUUUGACGUUCUCAAAGUGUACACCCCAUCCGAAGCAUUCUUGAACGCUCCAGAUGUUGCUGCCAAACCCGCAACCGAUUUGAAGUAUACUGCCGAACAGGACGAGUCCGCCGAGGAUGCCUUCUUUGCUCUUUUCGCUCUUUUGGGUGACUAUAGCCGCCUCCGGGAAGAGAUUAAGUCACUCAUGGAAGACGAAGUUAUGCCUAUAGUAAAUAAACACGGCGGCGCAGACAGCAUUCUUACUUCGUCCUUCGUAGAGUUAUGCGCAUUAUCCGGCAUUGACGCACUGGGUAACAAGCAGCCAGGUGAUUCUUACAACUUGAAAGCCUAUAAUCUGGCCCAGGCCUGUCUGAUAAACACCACCAGUGUUCUUAAUGGUUAUGUAAAAGGCAAUUCGGGCGACCUCAUCGUUACCAACUACAACGGCAAGUUCGGCUGGUAUGACGAAGUGCUUGGUGCCAAGGGGCAGACCAACCGCGCAAAGUGGGAUCAGGAUAAGACUGCAAUGAUGGAGGUCCUGCCAGACCUGCAAUUCCUCUCGUCGAAUCUGGGAACAGGAGCGGUUGAAGACGAACUGAUCCGUGGCGUUGGUGCUCUAAUGAACGGUCCCAGCAAUAUUUAUCUUGAUGUCCUACAGUCCCUCGGGUCAAACUGCGGCCGUGGCUUUGACGAGAUGAAACAGGAAAGCCUCAAGAUCAAGAAGGCAAUGCUCGACGUCCCCAGCUCGCAGGAACGCAACUGGGUCAUCAAAGCCGCUACAAAGUGGGACAAGGAUCCUAUUUGGACAUGCCGCCAACAAAUGACACAAUUAGGGCUGUUACCCAACAACAGUCCCCCGGCAUGGAGGUUUCUGCGUCGCAACCCGAUUCACUGCGGCCUGCUCCUCCACAAUAUGCGUGUGAAUCUACACCUCUCGGGCGCAGCAUACGCAGCAACUCCAGGAGGAGUCAUGUAUACGACACAGCUAUACCACGCUCUUCGCCAGGAGAAACUUCUUCCAGACCAACUCGUAUGGGAAGAUCUCGAAACUUUUUGGAAGAUGCAGGGUGACUCGGCGAUCUUUGUCGGCGAUCCGCCUACGAACCGCGAGGACUACUUCAGGAAUUACUGUCUUUGCCUCGGCGUGUCCGCCAGUAACUGGGCGCCAACCAAGCGGAAGGGCAAAGUCAAUGUCAACACCGCAAACAGGCGCAACAUGAAGCACAAGGGGUGGGUGUCGUUGGUGAUCAACCGCCGUCUCGCGCCGACUGGAGAACGUCCCCCGUUGUCGUCUGACCUGAUUGGAGGCAUCUUGAUUGAGGGUCGCCGCCAUGAGGCUUUGGACGGCAAAGGGCAUAUCCGGCCAGAGGUCAAGGAAAGAGCGAAGAAUGAGACUAUCGACCCAGUGACGCUCUUACCUACUGUUCUUAUUCGCAAGCUUGCCCUAAACAUACACGCCGAGGUCCCCGACAUCCUGCCUUACGUGGUGGGCUACGUCUUUUCCACCGCUGCAGGCCGUACAGGCUUGACAAGCGAGGAUAAGGGCGAGGCUGUGGAUGCCGGGAUCGAUGCCGCCGCAAAGCUUAUGCGCAAAUUCUUGGAAGACGGACGUGGACGAGUUGUUAAGGAGCAAGCUGAGACGGAGGUUCGGCCGGAGGAGCUGAAAGAUGCGGACUUUGGUGACUUGGACCCGUGGAGGAUGGAUAGGAUGAUGACGAAGAUCAAGAAAGAGAGUCAAACUGGUGGGGGUAGAGGAGGAGCCGGAGAGGAAUGCCCCAUGCAGUGA
Molecule: messenger RNA, 2323 nt
Organism: Ilyonectria robusta
Lineage: Eukaryota; Fungi; Ascomycota; Sordariomycetes; Hypocreales; Nectriaceae
Exons: 7
Coding region: 59-2323 (754 amino acids)
Source: RefSeq, a predicted model, not a curated record